Panicum virgatum (switchgrass) is the source of this 2209-nucleotide messenger RNA. RefSeq lists its product as uncharacterized. The record is from RefSeq and is a predicted model, not a curated record. NCBI's taxonomy places the organism in Eukaryota, Viridiplantae, Streptophyta, Magnoliopsida, Poales, Poaceae. Gene Ontology annotation, molecular function: cyclase activity. Bases 360 to 2078 code for a protein of 572 amino acids. Gene Ontology annotation, biological process: sesquiterpene biosynthetic process. The transcript is spliced from 2 exons.
GGACACCCUGUUCGCGACCGGUGCCCCCAAUGAAUGCCUCCGCCUCCGCGGUGGCUGCAAGCCUGCAACCUCUCCUUUCCCUCCUCCCCCAAUCCGCCCCUCGCGCCUCGCAAUCCGGAGCGGCGGCGGCGGCGGCGGCUGGGGCGAGGCACGAAUCCCGGCCUUCGCUUCCGCGUCCCGGCGGGCCUGCAGAAAUUGUUAGGCAAGCGUAUGUGCGUGCAAACUUUUCUGUAUGCAUAUAAGAGAGCAGUCAUUCCUGCAGUAAAUGGCACUUCGAGUCUUGAGUGUUAAAUAGGGUGCCUUGCCUAGUGGAAAGUGGUUGGAUUCUAUUAUAUAAUCUGAGACUCCACCUGACCGAUAUGGCCUCCAAUGGUAAUGGAAAUCUGAAAGCUGACACUCGACAAGUCGAACCAACAGCUUCGGAUGAUGUUCCUGGGGCAACAAGCCUGAACACCCUUGCUACUCAAGGUGUUUCACAACGGAGAAAGCGGUGGAGUGGAUUUAGGAACUUCUGGAAUAGCCUUUCGAGUGGCCCCAGAUUAAAGAAGCUUGGCCCCUCCCCUUCGUUCAGGUUUCAACAGCUCGCGCUUCAACGUGAUGAGUUCUCACGUUCCGUCCAUUCUGAUAACCAUGGUAGUCAUGAUCAUUUCCAAUUUCUCAGGAAGAUUAAUUGGGGCCAUCUUUGGAUGAUGGCCAAGGAUUGGAUAAAGGAGCCUAUGAACAUGGCCCUUUUCGUUUGGAUUGCUUGUGUUGCUGUGUCGGGAGCAAUUCUCUUCCUUGUUAUGAGUGGAAUGCUAAAUCAUGCUUUGCCAAAAAAAUCGCAAAGAGACACCUGGUUUGAAGUGAACAACCAAAUUCUGAAUGCAUUGUUCACACUCAUGUGUCUGUAUCAGCACCCACAACGGAUCUACAACUUUGUGCUUCUGUGUCGAUGGGAGCAACAGGACAUUCUAAGGCUUAGGAAGAUAUAUUGCAAAAAUGGAGCAUAUAAGCCUAAUGAGUGGAUGCACAUGAUGGUUGUUGUAAUCCUUCUUAAUUUGAAUUGCUUUGCUCAGUAUGCCCUUUGCGGUCUAAACCUGGGAUACCGCAGAUCUGAACGGCCUCCUAUUGGUGUUGGCUUGACUAUAUCUGUUGCAAUUGGGGCUGCAGCAUUCGCUGGCCUUUAUAAUAUCAUCAGCCCACUUGGGAAGGAUUAUGACACAGAACAGGCGGACAUUGAUCAAGAAGCACAAAUUGAAGUCACCUCAACUGAGAGCGGCAGGCCAACUUCACGAUUUAUGUCAUUUGAGAGGAGAUACUCUUUCAUCCAUACUGAAGAACGUCGUUUCGUGGAGAGUAGGCCUGAGUGGGUUGGCGGGAUACUGGAUUUCUGGGACCAGAUAUCUCUUGCAUAUUUGUCACUUUUCUGCAGCUGCUGUGUCUUUGGCUGGAACAUGCAGAGGCUUGGCUUUGGCAACAUGUAUGUCCAUAUCGCGACGUUUCUGCUCUUUUGCCUAGCACCAUUUUUUAUCUUCACCCUGGCAGCUGGCAACAUUAACAACCCCUCCCUUCAAUCGGCAUUGGGGCUCACUGGUCUUUUCCUAUGCUUCUUCGGUUUACUGUAUGGUGGCUUUUGGAGAAUACAAAUGAGGAAGAGAUUCAACCUGCCCGAAAAUACCUUCUGCUGCCGCAAUCCUGAUGCCACAGAUUGUUUCCAGUGGUUGUUCUGCUGCUCAUGUUCCCUUGCCCAGGAGGUCAGAACCGCUGAUCACUACGAUAUUACAGAGGACAGGUCACACAGAGGGCAAGUGACAGAGGAAAGUCCGCGCAUAAUGUCCCCGUUGCGACGUGAAGAUGGUUCGCCCUUGUUCAGGUCCCAUCCGAGUUCGCCUUACAGGAGUGGCAAUGCUAGUCCGUCGAUCUUCAUCCUGGAGAGCCCAUCAGCUCCACGCAGGUCAUCUGGCUCCACACCUCAGGGUGGUUCACCAACAAGCGAUAGGGCGAUGAAGGCACCAACCCCAUCCGUUCUCCACAGAGAUGCUGGACCGCGUCAUGACAUGGGGGCAUCCAAUGAAGGAGCUACCAGCCCAAUGAGAUGAUACAUGUAUAUCUUUUUGUAAAAAAAUACUAUAUCUUGUGUGUAUGAAAUUUUCUGUGCGGUUACUGUUUCAUACAAAAUGUAUAGAGUAUCCAUUUAUUCUCCUAUCUUAAGUGCUGUUAUAUCUCAGCA